CAUUGAAUCUGUUGAACAUCUAGAUUACAUAACAGAGCCAGAUCCUCCCAUUGUAAUUAAAAGUAGUAUUGAAUCUAUAGGUUACGUGCCAAAAUUAGAUAAACCUAUCGUAAGUAAGAGCAGUAUUGAAUCCAUAGGUAACAUGCCAGAAUCGAAUAAGCCUACCAUUUCAAAUGAGACCGUUUCCAAUACUAUAGGAUCAAAAGCUAGAAAAGCUAAGACUCAAGAUUACAAUAGCAGUCGUGAAUCUCCAACAUUUGCAAUUUGCUGUGCCCAUGGUAAAGUUUGUUUACAACCUUUAUCUAAACCACCAUCAUAUUUGCUGGAUCUGUACACAUUAACUGGAUCUGAUGCUGAUUCAUUUUGCAAAAACAUUAGGGGCUAUAAUAACAUCUUAGCGUGUAUGUUAUUUGGAGCUAAUAUAAAUAAAUUUCAAGGACGAGAAGUGUCUAAUUUCCAGAUUCAUGGCCAAGUCUAUCACCACAUCGGAUCAUUACUGCCAGCGGAUCACACGCCUGUAUUUGCUCAACUAUAUGUUUACGAUACUGCGCAUGAAG
This is a messenger RNA of Acaulospora morrowiae, 557 nucleotides long. The record is from the annotation of a GenBank genome assembly. NCBI's taxonomy places the organism in Eukaryota, Fungi, Glomeromycota, Glomeromycetes, Diversisporales, Acaulosporaceae.